Messenger RNA from Ciona intestinalis (vase tunicate), 2623 nucleotides. It is a transcript of the gene cagf9, whose product is annotated as transcription factor protein. Lineage: Eukaryota; Metazoa; Chordata; Ascidiacea; Phlebobranchia; Cionidae. The record is from RefSeq and is a predicted model, not a curated record. Gene Ontology annotation, biological process: regulation of transcription by RNA polymerase II. Gene Ontology annotation, cellular component: nucleus. Gene Ontology annotation, molecular function: chromatin DNA binding.
CCGCCAGUUUUGCGGUCGUAAUGCUAAUCCAAUCAGAAACAUAUCAAAUACCACUGAAAAGCAAGUUAUUGCCGCAUGGUCGGAGUUGUGGAGAGAGAGUAAGCGAGAGUUCCCCCUUUUUUCCUUACUUAUAGAUGAAAGGAGAGUAUAAGGGCUUUAUCUGCGCCGCCAUAUGCCGCUCUUCUGUAGUUUCUCCUCAUAAUACGCGUGCCGCACUUAACGCGGUGAAUAGAGUUUCGUAUAAACUGUUCCACUGACUCAAGGACCGUACAACAAAGUGCCUUUAGUUCGAGCAAAGUGCCUGUUUUUCUAGUCAACCAGCAUAGUUUACGUUAGCAAAGAUAAGGGGUUAUUUUGUUAGAAGCUCAGGAUUUGUUAUUUCAAGAUGCUACAACUUAUGAUGGACGAUGACGUCACACAGCAGUUUAUUCAUGAUUCGCUGAUGGCUGAUUCAAUGAAACAACCCAAUCAACAACAACAAUUCAACUCGUUUCCAGAUGAUUACUUGCGCUUCAACAGCAACGACAUCAACAACCAUCCCAUACAGAACCAGCAAUCUCAAAACAUGCCGACCUACACCUGCAACCAGAACCAGGGAGGGUAUGUGAACAUAACGAACCAGCGCUACCACCCGUACCAGCAGAAACCACCAGUCCACCAGCACUACCCGACCACCAACACCAACCAGCAGCAACCACAACAGCCAUCGUAUCCACAAAACCAGAUUUUACCGAUUUCUUCGUAUCCGUGUACCUCGUACUCUUCCUACCCGACGGUGUCAGAUAAUUACCAGUCAAAUUGCAAUCAGUGGCAGAGCAACGUUCCAAACUACGAUUUAAAUUGCAACAAUAGCAGUAAUAGGGAGGUUUACGGCGCCACGCCUUCUACCACAUAUAUACAGGACCAAGGACAACAGGUCAAUCAAAACUUUCCCGGCGAUUUCCGGUCAUUCCAAACCUGCACUGCAACACAGCCAUCUUACGCCAACCAGCCAUAUACAGCAGUUAACGCACGCACUGGACCCGUGCAUCAUCUGACGUACGUAUCUCCACAGCUACGCAACAUGAACGGCGACUCAGGUUCGAGUCCGGACGCCGAUUUUCUCGACGGCGACUCUCCGGACAUUAAAAAGAAAGGGAGUAAAAAGCGCAAAAAGAAGGGCGCCAAUGAACCACAAAAGCCAGUAUCGGCGUAUGCUCUAUUCUUCAGGGACACCCAGGCUGCGAUAAAAGCCGACAACCCGAGUGCAACUUUCGGCGAGAUCUCAAAGAUUGUCGCUUCCAUGUGGGACAGCUUGAGCGAGGAAGCGAAGCAGAUCUAUAAAAUGAAGACGGAAACUGCAAAAAGAGACUACCUUAAACAGCUGGCAGCUUACCGCGCUAAUCUGGUGUCCAGGGGAGGUCUUGACGCUGAUGACGACGACAGCCAGCCGCUCUCCAUACUUAAAAUUAAGAUGGACAAAGCGACGUCUAGCGGUAGCGGUUUACCUCCUCCACCGCAGCUACAAGUCGCUCCGAAUGUUGCGUUACGAGGGCUAUCCAGCAGUGCUUCAUCAGUUCCAAUAUGCACACUUGGUCCACCACAAACUAUAACAUCCUCCGUGGCAUCAAAUGGUAUAAAGGUUAACCCGCCCUCAAGUGACGGUCAAUGUCAUGUUGUAGUUCAUGCAGUGCCACAAACAAGGGAGAAUUCAGUAAGGGAAACUACCACCCCUCCUCCUAUACAGCUACGUAACAUUGUACCAAAAGCGAACUCUCCAAUUGCGUUUCUACCAACGAAAGGACAAAUUAUCAAAGUAUUACCACCGAACCAGGCCGCUACCAUCGUCAGUCUUGAGGAAAACAGAAACCGAAUCCUAAAGAUGACCGACGUCAUUCGGCCUUUCGUGUCCGUUUCUGUCAGCACGACAAGUUCGCAAAUGACGUCGCAGCAGAGCAGUGUUCAACCGAUUCUACAAACUCUUACUCAAGAACAAAAUGCCUCAAUUGGUCAAUCCGAACAACAGGAGGUGGGCACCAUAAACGAUAUGUUGGGCAAUACUGAUAUAAUCGACUUAACUGACGCUUCUGAUAGGGAACCGAUUCUUAUCUCUGAAAGCAAAGAAUCUUUACAUGAAAGUCAAGGAACUACUCAGCAAACUGUUCGUAUGUGUUUACGCACCGGCUGUGGUAAUCUUGCCAUACCAGAUCCGCAAUGGGACGAAGAAUUCUGCUCGAGCGAAUGUGUCAUCAAACACUGCCGAGAUGUUUUCGAUGGCUGGACUUCCGCUCGUCCCGUCAGCGCUUCUGUGAAUUGAUUGUUGAACACGUUGUCUUUAUACACUGCCUUUUAUUGCGUGCCAGUGCCUAUAGCAUGUUUAACGUCGUUCGUCUUGUUGCUUUAGUUUUUUUUUAACAGGACGUACUAUAAAUUCAUUUUUUUAAAACACUUCUAGUAUACAAUUCAACUUAUUAUAGAUAGUAAAUCCCAUACACAUUCCAUUUCUUAACCGAUUGUGUCCCGUUUGCAGCAGAUAAAUAUUACAGGUAUUACGUUAACCGAAAGUUCUGUCUCUCUCUGUUUGAAACAAAAUUUUGCAAUAAAAUCGCAGUUGUUUACCUUUCUAACAAGAAUCCAAGAAGAA